Messenger RNA from Spea bombifrons (plains spadefoot toad), 4449 nucleotides. RefSeq names its product NPC1 like intracellular cholesterol transporter 1 (gene NPC1L1). Gene Ontology annotation, molecular function: lipid carrier activity. Gene Ontology annotation, cellular component: membrane. The transcript has 20 exons. The coding region runs from base 99 to 4079 and encodes 1326 amino acids. The record is from RefSeq and is a predicted model, not a curated record. Lineage: Eukaryota; Metazoa; Chordata; Amphibia; Anura; Pelobatidae.
UUCCGCACGUAACACUUGGAGCGACUCUUACCCUGUUCCUGGAUAUACCCCAUCUGUCCUGACACCCAAGCCCUGGGGCAGGUUUGGAGGGAUCAAGGAUGCUGCCCAGGAUUAUUAUAGUAGUGGUUCUGGGGGCAAUGUCCCACCCUCAGGUCCACGGGGCAACCACUAUCCACAGAAGCGGUUAUUGUUCAUUAUAUGACGAAUGUGGGCUGAAUCCAGAGGUGUCAAGCAGUCUGAUCCCAGCUAUAACUGCUUGUGAGUCCAAUACUCCAGCCAGGAAACUAAGUGGAGCACAUCUGGCACUCCUUAAGGACAUCUGUCCAAUGAUCUAUAAUGGAGAUAACAACACUUAUGCUUGCUGCUCAAUUAAACAGCUGCAGAGUAUAGAGAAGAACUUUGCUCUUUCUAAGGUCAUCUUAAGCAGAUGCCCAUCCUGUGCUGAGAACUUUGCCAAUAUCCAUUGCCAGAACACCUGUAGCCCAGACCAGAGCACCUUCAUCAAUGUCACCCGCACCUUUCCCACCAAUAUCACAGGGCAGCCAGAGCAAGGCGCGCUAGAAUAUGGCUGCUACUACCGCAAGAGUUUUGCAGAAGAUAGUUUUUAUUCCUGUAAAAAUGUACGUCUGCCUGCCACUGGGGGGUAUGCUAUUGCAACCAUGUGUGGGAAAUAUGGUGCCGAGCUCUGCACCAGCCAACGGUGGCUGGACUUUCAGGGGGAUAUUAGCAAUGGACUGGCACCACUGAUCAUUAACUUCGAGUUGCUAGACAAUGACACAGAGGUUGGAAAUGGCAUUAUUCCACACUCAAGCAAAGUUUGGAAAUGCAACGAAGGCCCAGGAGGAAGCGAGGAGAAUUCCUGCACAUGUCAGGACUGCAAAGAAUCAUGUCCCAGAAUCGCUCCUCCAGAACCCAUCCCUGACCCAUUCCAGAUCGGAGCUCUUGAUGGGUAUUUGGUGGUGAGCAUGGUGACCUGUGGAACCUUACUUCUCCUCUUCUUUCUGUUCCUGGGGUAUAGAUGUGCUAAAAGGUGCUGCAGGAAAGACAAAAAAACCAAAGAGCUUCCACGGGUUACAGAAUCCAACCUGAGCUGCUCAGAGAAGCUGAGUUUAAAGACCAACAGGCUAAUGGAAAGAGCCUUCCGCCGUUGGGGUACUACAGUUGCAUCUUAUCCCAAAACAGUUAUUGGAAUUUCAACCGUUAUAGUGAUUGUUCUCUCAGCUGGCAUGAUAUUAAUCCGUCUGACUACAGACCCGGUGGAAUUAUGGUCUGCACCCUACAGCCGAGCUAGACAAGAGAAGGACUUUCAUGAUGCCAAUUUUGGGCCGUUCUUUAGAACCAACCAACUAAUCAUCACUGUGCAGAACCGUUCUUCAUACUCCUAUGACUCUCUUUUCUUUGGGAAACUGAACUUCAGUGGCAUCCUCUCCCCUGACAUACUCCUGGAAUUGCUAGACCUCCAGACCAGACUGCAGAGUAUCACGGUGUGGUCAGAGAAACACCAGAAAAAUAUCAGCAUUCAAGAUAUCUGCUAUGCACCCCUGAAUCCUUCAAACCCCUCAGCCGAGGACUGCUGUGUGAACAGCUUGAUGCAAUAUUUCCAGAAUAAUCGCACCAGGUUCCUAAUGGAGGUGACGCAGACCGUUUCUGGAGAAACUGCCACAGUAGGUUGGCGAGACCACUUCUUGUACUGUGUAAACUCUCCCCUGUCAUUUCAAGACAUCACUGACUUAGAGUUGAGCUGUAUGGCAGACUAUGGUGCCCCAGUCUUCCCGUUUCUGGCUGUGGGUGGAUAUGGUGACAGUGAUUACUCAGAAUCAGAAGCCCUUAUUCUCACAAUUUCCCUAAAUAAUUUUGCCCGCAACGAUCCCAGGUUUGAUUAUGUGUUGCUUUGGGAGAAGAGGUUCCUGGAAAUUGUACAGGAGUAUUUAGAAGACCCAAAAAGUAACUUCACCUUCUCUUAUUUGGCCGAGCGUUCCCUGGAGGAUGAAAUCAACAGGACAACUACAGAGGACAUCCCUAUCUUUACAAUUAGUUACCUAGUAAUCUUCUUGUACAUAGCGCUUGCUCUCGGGGAGUACAGCAGUUGCCGACGUGUGCUGGUGGACUCGAAGAUUACCCUAGGCUUGGGGGGGAUCUUGGUUGUCCUGGGAUCUGUUGUCUCAUCUAUGGGUUUCUUCUCUUACUUGGGUGUUCCAUCUUCACUUAUCAUUGUGGAAGUCGUGCCUUUCCUAGUGCUGGCCGUGGGUGCAGACAACAUCUUCAUCUUUGUGUUGGAGCUACAGAGGGAUGAGCGGAGAGAAGGAGAGAAGAGAGAGCAACACAUUGGAAGGGUCCUGGGCAGUGUGGCCCCCAGCAUGUUACUCUGCAGUGUUUCAGAGUCCCUCUGCUUCUUCCUGGGUGCCCUCACCAGUAUGCCUGCUGUACGUACGUUUGCCCUGAAUGCCGCUCUAUCUAUUCUCUUGGAUUUUCUGCUGCAGAUCACAAUGUUUGUGGCUCUCGUGUCUUUGGAUACUAAACGCCAGGAGGAAUCUCGAUAUGACAUCUGCUGCUGUGUAAAAGCCAAAGGUGGGAAACCCAAGAAAAAAUCCAAGGGGCUGCUGAUCACAUUCAUGAAGAAGGUGUAUUGCCCCAUACUGCUGAACCCGGUCAGCCGGGCCAUAGUGAUGGUGGUGUUUAUAUUCAUGUUCUGCUGUGGGCUGUUUUUUAUGCUGCACUGUCCUGUUGGACUAGAUCAGGAGCUGUCUGUACCCCUGGAUUCCUAUGUGUUGAAAUAUUUCGAAGCUCUGAACAAGUACUUUGAGGUCGGUGUCCCGACAUAUUUUGUCACCACGUCAGGGUACAACUUCUCGAGCAUUGAUGGGAUGAACGGUAUCUGCUCCAGUGUUGGGUGUGAUAACAAUUCCAUGACCCAAAAGAUCCAGUAUGCCACGCAAUAUCCUGAAAGGUCUUACUUGGAGAUUCCAGCAUCCUCCUGGGUAGAUGACUUUAUAGACUGGCUAAAUCCCACCUCCGACUGCUGCCGGUUACUAUUAUUCAACGGGACAUUCUGUCCAUCUACUAGCACAUCACCAGGGUGUUUGAGAAAAUGUAUCCAAAAUCCGAGUGCAACACUGAGACCGACCCUGGAACAAUUCAAUAAGUAUCUGCCACUAUUCCUACAGGAUUACCCAAACCUAAAGUGUCCCAAGGGGGGUCUGGGGGCGUAUGAUAAUGCUGUCAAAUUCAAUGAACAUGGAGACAUCGUAGCUACUCGUUUCAUGGCAUAUCACAUACCUCUGAAGAACUCGCAGGAGUACACGGCUGCCUUAAAAACUGCGAGAGAACUGGCUGCCAGCAUCACACAAACACUCAGACAGGUGCCGGGCACGGACCCCGAAUUCGAGGUCUUCCCAUACACGAUCACGUAUGUGUAUUAUGAGCAGUACCUGACCAUCGUCACGGAAGGGCUGAUCAUGCUCGCGCUCUGCCUCAUUCCCACAUUCCUUGUCUGCUGCAUUCUGUUGGGUAUGGACUUGCGAUCCGGUUUCUUGAACCUACUCACCAUCCUCAUGAUCCUUGUGGACACAGUUGGCGUCAUGACCCUGUGGAGCAUAGAUUUCAAUGCCAUCUCCCUCAUCAAUCUGGUGACGGCCAUUGGAAUAUCCGUCGAGUUUGUGUCUCAUCUGACUCGCUCCUUUGCCAUUAGCCUCAAACCCACCAAAGUGGAUCGGGCAAAAGAAGCAACAAUCAACAUGGGAAGCGCUGUUUUUGCAGGAGUGGCAAUGACUAACCUCCCUGGAAUCAUUGUCCUGGCAUUUGCCAAAGCCCAGCUCAUCCAGAUCUUCUUUUUUCGCUUGAAUCUGACUAUAACUCUGCUUGGCCUGGUGCAUGGACUCAUCUUUCUGCCGGUUCUGCUCAGCUACUUUGGUCCUGAAAUUAACCGAGCCUUGUUACUGGAACGGCAGCUAUAUGAAGAGAAGAUGACCAGGAAGCAGGAGGAAAAUGUCUUCGAAAAUGGAUGUUUCCAAGAAGAGGAGAAAUCACCAAAUAACCAAGACUCACAAAAACAAAAGCACAGAAAGCACUCCAAGCCUUAAAAUGGUGCCCACUUUGCACAACCAAAAGGCUCAGAGAUUACCUCAUGAACUUUUUUUUUUCAAAAUGGCCUCUUCCCUGCACUGUAAAUUAGCAGUUAACUCUUCGCUGCCCUGUGGAGUUGCGCAAAGUGUCAAUGGCAUGAUGGGAACUGCAGGACGUUUUUACAUAACCCUGUGCGGCAGCUGAACUUUUUUCAAAAUACUAAUUAAAGGGGGCUCUGACGACUCCCCCUGAUGAUUUAUAUAACAUUAGAGGACACGUUAAAAUGGUCUGAGAACAGGAUGUUUGUGUGUUGGGUCGGUUAAUUGCUUUUCGUUAAUAUAUUAAAAAUAUAAAUAUUUUACAAUAAAACACUAUUUUUACACCUGG